GAUCUGACGCAGUGUGAGUCUCUGCUGCCUCACUUCCACUCCCCGCUCCCAGGAAGCAGCUGGCGGAUCUGCAGGCUCCUAAACACGGACACUAUCCCCGGGAGAGAGCUCCGGAUCCCGGCCUUUGAGGCCAUGAGGACGCCCGGUCCGGAGAGACUCAGCCCGCGGACCAGCAGCCCGGCUCGGGGAUCGAACCAGGUCCUGAACCAGGUCCUGUAGCGGCUCGGAGGUUUUCAUUGUGUCCUGGUGGCGCAGGAGAAAAGGAUGCGGACUCACGCGCUCCUCCUGCUGCCUGAUCCUCCCCCGACAGAAACCCAGUCCUGUGUCCUCUCAGAGUCCAGCAUGCUGCGCGAUCCGAGUCCAUGAGAAGUCUCCAUGAAAACAAGGAGGAGGAGGAGGAGGGAGGGGGGUCUGCCAUGGAGGACAAGGAGACCAGUCUGCAGACGGCCAGGCUGUGGAGGGAUGCCGCCCUGCGCUCCAGGAAGCUGAGGAGCACCCUGCGCCAGCUCACCCUGUGCUCCAAAGACCACCAGAUCAUCCUGCCGGAUGACAUAGAGGACAUCGAGGUGCUGAACCUGGGGAACAACUCCCUCCAGGAGCUCCCAGACGGGCUGGGGUCCUCCCUGAACCACCUGCGCAUCCUGGUCCUCCGCAGGAACAAGUUCUCAGCCGUGCCCCGGGUGGUGUUCGAGCUGGGUCAGCUGGUGGAGCUCGACAUGAGCCACAACAGUCUGAGGAGCUUCUCUGAGGGGGUAGGUCUGCUGAGGGGUCUGAAGAAGCUGUGCAUCAGUCACAACAAGAUCCAGAAUCUGCCGGCUCAGAUCGGAGCGCUUCAGCUUUUAGAGGAACUGGACAUCAGCUUCAACGAGCUGAGAGACCUCCCCAGGUCCUUCUCCAGCCUCACCAGACUGCGGACUCUGGACGCGGACCACAACAAGCUGAACCAGUUCCCCCCUGAGAUCCUGGCCCUCAGCGAGCUGGAGGAACUGGACUGCUCCGGGAACAAGUUCCAGGCGUUACCGGCCGACGUGAUGAAGCUGAGGUCGGUGAAGAUCCUGUGGCUCAGCAGUCUCCACAUGAGCUCUCUGCCGGACUCCUUCUGUCACCUGACCCGCCUGGAGAGUCUGAUGCUGGACGGGAACCGCCUGGCCCGGCUGCCGGCCGGGUUCGGACGCCUGCAGAAACUCAAAAUGAUCAACCUGUCCUCCAACGAGUUUGAGGACUUCCCUCAGGUGGUCCUGAGCAUCGCGGGGAUGGAGGAGGUCUACCUGAGCAGGAACAAGCUGACGCACGUCCCAGAGGACAUCGGUCAGCUGGUCCAGCUGGCCAACCUGUGGCUGGACAACAACCACAUCACGUACCUGCCGGACUCCAUCGUGGACCUGGAGAAGCUGGAGGAGCUGGUCCUGCAGGGGAACCAAAUAGCCAUACUCCCAGAGAACUUUGGAAAGCUGUCCAAGGUGAACAUCUGGAAGGUGAAGGACAACCCUCUGAUCCAGCCCCCCUACGAGGUCUGCAUGAAGGGGAUCCCAUACAUCGCGGCCUACCAGAAGGAGCUGGCUCACUCGCAGCUGGCCGUGAAGCCGAGGCUGAAACUGGUCCUGAUGGGGGCGAAGGACGCGGGGAAGACCUGCCUGAGACAGAGCGUGGUGAGCACCCAGCAGGACUCUCAGGGACCGCAGGGGAACAAAGGGAUCGAGGUCACCAGCUGGGUGGCGGACGCAGACCGCUGUCUCUCCUUUCUGGUCUACGAUCUGUCAGGGAAGCAAAACUACGACCUCAUCAAACCCUUCUUCCUCUCCCCCGGUGCUCUCUACAUUCUAGUCCUGAAUCUCAAAACCUACUCGCCCAAAAACUUUUACGCCCACAUCGGGUACUUCCUGCACCUCCUCGGAGCCAAAGUCCCCCACGCGGUGGUCUGCUUGGUGGGGACUCACGCAGACCUGUGUGGGGAGGAGGAGCUGGAGGAGAAGAGUCUGGACAUCCACCGGCAGAUCGGUCUGCAGGAGAAGAGGGACACCCAGAGUCUGAGGAGCAUGGCUCUGCAGGUGGACCAGGCCCUGGAGCAGGGCUACAACGUGCGCUCGUCCAGUCCUCACGUCCUCUUCUACGGGGUCUCUGACAGGAACCUGAGGAGGAGGAAGGCCCAGCUGCAGUUCAUGCUGAACCACCGGCUUCAGAUCCUGUCCCCGGUCCUGAGCGUCAGCUGCACCCGCAGCCAGAGGAACAUCACCCGGCUGCGGGACAAGCUCAUGUCUGUGGCAGACCACCGGGACAUCUUCCCCAACCUGCACCGCGUCCUGCCAAAGUCCUGGCAGAUGCUGGAGGAGCUGCACUUUAAGCCCAGAGACCUGUGGCUGUCGUGGUGGGACUCUGCCCGUCUGGGUCUGCAGGCGGGUCUGACGGAGGACCGGCUGCAGAGCGCCCUGUCCUACCUGCACGAGAGCGGGAAGCUGCUCUACUUCGAGGACAGCCUGACCCUGAAGGAGUACGUCUUUCACAAUCUUCCACGAUUCAUCGCCAUCCUCAACGUCUUCUUCCAGCGGGACGAGUCCACGCUGCUGGACCGGCUCCUCUCUGAGGGGGAGAGGGGGGACAAGGGGAGGGUGAGCCUGGUCAUCGAGGACGAGAAGGGAGAGAACCUCAGGGUGACCCACCUGCAGCAUCACGUGGAGGGUUUCCUCCAGCACGGCCUUCUGCCCUCCAACGUGAUCCGGCUGCUGCUGCGGCCUCUGAUCCAGACUCAGCAGGACCUGCACCUCAUCAUGGAGCUGCUGGAGAAGAUGGGGGUCUGCUACUGCAUCAACAAGCCGCGCAGCAAGCCUCUGAACGGGGCCACCGCCUGGUACAAGUUCCCCAGCUACGUCAGCAGCGAGGAGCCGCGGGUGGAGGUCUCGGCGGGGGCGGGUCCUCAGUCCGGGUGUCAGUUCUUCUCCGUGGAGCAGCUGCAGAUCCAGUACAGCUUCCCCUUCCUGUUCCCCCCCGGACUGUUCGCACGCUUCAGCGUUCAGAUCAACAGCCACGUGGUGCAGCGCUCCGACGGCCGGCAUCAGAUCUUCGCCUACCGGGGGAAAGUCCCCGUGGUCGUCAGCCAUCGGCCCGCCACGGGGAAGCUGCGGCCAGAGACCCUGUCCAUCGCCAGCCACGCCUCUCUGCCCAACAUCUGGACGGCGUGGCAGGCCAUCACGCCGCUGGUGGAGGAGCUGAACGUGCUGCUGCAGGAGUGGCCCGGCCUGCACUACUCCACACACAUACUCUGUUCCAAGUGCCUGAAGAGAGGGUCCACCACGCCACACGCCUUCCCAGGUGAGCUGCUGAGCCAGCCGCGGCCCGAGGGUCUGACUGAGAUCAUCUGUCCAAAGAAUGGCUCCGAGCGGGUCAACGUGGCUCUGGUUUACCCCCCCACACCCACAGCGCUCAGCCCCUGCCUCAAGUGACCACCUGAGACCCCUCCUCCUCCUGAGACCCCUCCUCCACCUGCCUCACCUGAUGCCCCCCAAUCAACCCCCCCCCCCCCUCCAGACAGCCUGAACCAAACCUGCCGUUGUAGGAAGCUCGCCGCGGGAUCACUGCCUCUCAUGUUCGUGAUGUCGAACAGUAUUUAAAGACUUGAUGAGCACAAGCUUCAGCCGGAUCCUCUCAGCAGCAUCUCUUCAUUUCAUCACGGGACCAAACCACCGACACGUCUCCACUGUCGUACUCUGAAGACUCGCCGUGAGGGACUCUGACGGGUCCUCUCUCACAGGACUGCAGGAGACACGUACAGACAUCCUGAGGUUGGACAGAGGGCCACGGGUCUGGGAUCUCUGAGGAGAGAAGACUGAAGUGGACUGAAGUGGACUGAAGUGCUCCGUCAGUUCCUGUCCCAGACUCUGUGUGCAUGGC
Messenger RNA from Notolabrus celidotus (New Zealand spotty), 3885 nucleotides. RefSeq names its product malignant fibrous histiocytoma amplified sequence 1 (gene mfhas1). Gene Ontology annotation, molecular function: protein binding. NCBI's taxonomy places the organism in Eukaryota, Metazoa, Chordata, Actinopteri, Labriformes, Labridae. Bases 363 to 3437 code for a protein of 1024 amino acids. The record is from RefSeq and is a predicted model, not a curated record. The transcript has 3 exons.